AUGAUGCAAACGGCGACGGCGUACUGCGGCGUGCCGCGGCCACCUGCUUCGCCUCGGCACGACGCCUUUCCUGCUUUGCCUUUCCCUCCGCCCAAGUCUGUUUUUUCGCUUCUGCAGCCGCACCGCCAUGCCACUGCGACCGUUAGCCAGUCUUCAUCCUCUUCGUCUUCUCUUGCGUUCCCACCUCUUUCUCACGGGGUUGCGCCGACAGUGCAUCCUGGCCGCGAAGCACCCGACUGCGUCUUCCCGCUGUGGCAGCACUCCUCCUCUGCUCUGGUGCUCUCCACCGCUGACGGCGCGUUCCCGCUGACCGCGACUUUGUCUCUCUCCGCGUUUCGGGCGCCCCCCUCAGGUCUGCUUCACGCCGCCGUCGAGGGUGAGGCCGGGCGCGCGCAAGUCGAGGAGGUCUCCUCAGAGGACGAGGCCGCGACCUACGGGCGGGAGUCACUGUGCAGGGCGCGCGAGGACGCAGCCGACGGCGGAGGGCACCCGGACGGGGCGGAAGGGGAGAGAGUCGCCCUGGAGCCCACGCGAAGGCCUCGUCCGGGCUUUCCGGGGGGCGAGAGGCGAGGCGAGGGAGGAGCCGGGGGACAGAGGGGCGCGGAGGCAGGAGGCGCCGCGACAGCCGAGGGCGAAGCGGGGGGAAGGAGGCAAUCAGGAGCCUCACCCCGUCUCUCUGGAUCGCCCACUCCGGGCAGCACGCGGCAGUCUUCUCGCCUACUCUCGCCGGCUGAGGUGUCCAGACUCCUGCUCCAGCAGUAUCCUCCGCCGCCUUCGCGGCCUCACCCCAGUGCGCCAGAGAGUCGCGAAACAGACGAAGAAGAGCCUGAGAAGGCGACAAAGAGGCGAGGCGCACCAGAAGGGGAGCUGCGUCACGCAGAAAAAGGGCGUCUGCCUCUGCCCGCUGACGAGGACGCGGAGGAGGGCAACAAAUCUCCGCAGCGCCAAAAGAGUUUGUCUGUGGCGAGCACGCGCGCGACAGCUCUCUCCUGGAGUGCGCCGCAUUCGCGCCAGCUGUCGCGAGCGACGUCCUCGUCGAUUCCGUAUGGAGGACAAGAAGAGGAAGAGAGAGGGAGCGAGCGGCGUCUUUCGCGCGUGCCGGGGCCUGCCGCCUCCAUGGCGUCGCCGCUGCGGCCGCUCCCUGCGCGUCAACCCGCCUAUCCGCACUCGCCUGCCUUUACGCGGCUGCUGGCACGCGCCCCGUCGAUGAAUCGGCUCUCGGGGUCUCCAGACCACGCCGCUGUCUCCCCCGAGCCCACUCAAGAGAGCGGAGGCCGAUUUUUCGCGGCCGAUCGCGAGCGGAAGACACUCCGUGCACUGUCGCGGACGGACCUUGCGCCUCCCGCGCUCCCCGCGCCGCGGCUGGGGCUGGAAGCGCGUGCGCCGGAGAGCGACUCGAGGAGGGCGCAGAGACGGGCGGGCGGGCGCGAGGCGCUGCAGGAGGCGCGAGAGGAAAAGGACGCCAAUGACCCCUUUGCAGGCCUGUGGAGUUUCUUCUCCUUCGCGGGCUCGACUCGCUCCCAGGCGGCGCCGGAUUCAUGCGGGAAGGCGCGGGCGCGGAAGCGGAGGAGCGGUGAAAAGGAAGUCGACGCCUGGGGCGUGGAGUUGGAGUGCAUCGAGGAGGAGAGCCCGAGUCGCGAGCCGGCGCACUCUCCUCACACGCUUGCUCGCCGCCGCCGAUCCUCGAUGUCAACGUCCGCACCGCCAAGCUCCGCGGAACCGAGCUCGCUGGCGUCGCUCGGCCCGCCCUCGCGCACUGCGUCUCGGGAGGCGGGAGCCUCCGCGCAGAGGAGCAGACUCGGCGGCGCCGCCUCACGAGGGCAGAGUGCGCCGCCGCUCGGCGCCGUUGCCGAGGAGCCCGCAGGCGCAGAGCCGCGUCCGUCGUCGCGCCUCGGGGACCUUGGAGUCACGCGGCGGACUGCACGGCGGGUCGUGCCGAGCCCAACGGAGUCGCGCUCGCUUCGGGGCUUUGCCGACCAGGUGGCCUCGCUUCACUCGCUCGCCCAAAGCGAAGAGGAGGCGGCGCGGCGCCUCCAGGACGCGCUCGCUUCUUCCUCCCCGGCGGCCGACGGCAGCCUCUCUCCGUCCUCCUCGGCGGCGCCCCUGCAGAGGGCCGCGAUCGUGCUUGGGCUCGAGGCGGGCGUCGACGGAGACGAGGACGCAGUGUUCCAUUCGACGAAGCGAGGCUCUGCGCCUGCGAGCCUCGCGCAUCCACUCUCUCCGCGAAGUCGGGGCGCCGUCACUGAGGGCGCGCGUGGUGACAGCGGCGUCUCCUCGAGCACGCGUGCGUCGAGUGGCGGCCUCUCGCGGGCGCAGGAGGCGAGGGGCGAAACGGAGGAGCUGAAGAGGCAGAAUUCGCACAAGGCCUUUUUCUCCACAGACGCGGAGCGGGGCGGCCGGCAGGCCUCGGCGUUGUGUGCGUUUUCGGACGCAGACGCGAAGAGCCGAAAGUCAGCCUCCCCUGUCGGGCGGGGGGGCUCCGUGUGCUCCGCUAUCCCCGUGGGUGCACUCGAGGGGCGGCGGAGACGGCGCCGUCUCGCCUCGCCGCGCGACUUCCCGCCGCCGACGUUUGAGCGCAUCCUCUUUGGGCUCCCCAGCGAAGGCGAGCAGGAGGAGGAGGCUGGGGGUGGGCGGCGGGGCGGGGGGCAGACUGAAGGCGAGGAGGCGCCGCGCACUCGCGCGGCGCGGCGGCGGAGACCGAAGGCCUCUGCGCCUGUGUUUGGCGAGGACGCCGCCGGCACACCGCGCAUGCGGUGCAAGACGACGGAAAAGCCUGCCGCGGCAGCCGCCUCGACGACGCCUGCGCCGCUCUCGGGGUUCUCGCUGCUGCCCUCCUUUCUGUCGAAUCUGUUGGCGAGCUCCGCAGGCGAGGAGCCGGGGACGACUGGCGGCGGGGGGGUGGGCGCGAGGGCGAAGGGUCGCGGCCGGCAGACGGAGGGCGACGGGGCGAGGGGGACGACCUCGACGCACGAAUCGGCAGAGUACGUGGAUCUGUCGCACGCCAACAUAUCUUAUUUUCUGUCGCUGCGUGACGAGACCAGCGAGGCUACCUCGAGCUCGUCGCGCGAGUCAUCGCCUGCGCCAGUCAUGACGCGCCUGUGGAUGAGGAGCUCGCGCCCGAGCCCCGGCGCGACGCGGUCCAAGAGUCUCCGCGCCUUCCUCGAGGCAAGCCACGUCGAGAGGCCGCCGCAGGCCCUCGCGGCGGAGUCCCCCGCGCGCCCCGGCGAGCCCAGUCUCCGCGCCGGCGCGUCGCGCCCUCUGGAGGGGCACCAGAGGCUCGACGAGCUCCCUCACGCACGCAGUUCCGCUGGCGCCGCGACAGCGCCGCGACGUGCCUCUCCCGACUUGGAGACGCAGGGUGGCUUCCGGUCACCUCACGCCGCAGGCUACGGCUACGAGGGCGAGGGGGUCGGGGGAGGCUUGUCGCUCAGUUCGCACGCGGCCGCGAGAGAUCGCGACCGCCACGGCGCGACGGACACCUGUCAGAGGCGCUUUGACAAGCCUGGAGAGCAGCGCUCCCCGCUUCUCUCUCGCAGCUUUCAGGGGGCCUGCGAGAAGGAGGACGCAGUUUCGACUCGCAGCGACGAGCGCCGCGCGAGUUCUGCGCCCUCACCCGUCUCCUCGACGUCGGGCUCUCUGAUCCUGGACACCGACCCUGAAUCGAGGCCACAUCGCUCCCACGAGCGGUUCCGCAUUUCGCCUCCGGAGCAAAAGUCUCUACGCUGCGUCAGCGCGACGCGCGCGCGGUCGCCGAGGCAGCGCGACGACGCAGAGCCGCAGUCUCGCCAUCUCGCCUAUGCGUCGCUCCUGGAGGAGCUGCGCAGACGCAAGCAGCGCGCGACAGGUCCCGCCCGCUCGCGGCGCAGGGAGAGCGCCGCGAGCUUCGACGAAGGCGCGCAGGAGGUUGAAGCUGCGCGGGUCGCGCAGCGGCGGCGGGAACGACAGCGACGGGGGGCGGACACCGGCAGCACGCCGCGAGACUUCCUGUUGAGCGUCACGCGGCGCCUGCCGUCGCCUGUGAGGCCGCUGAGCCCGACGCGAGGGCUGGGCGAGCGCGCAGCGACUCAGGAAGAGCACGAAGAGGAGGGGCUUCUUUUCGCUCGCCAGUCGACGUCCUCGGAUGCAGCGCUGUCGCCCUCGUCUCUAGGCGCCGCUGAGCGCGCGGCGGGCGUGCGGCGAGACGCCGGGUUGCAGGUCGCGCCCUCCCGCAGGCGGCUGCCGAGAAAGGAGCGACGGGGAAACGCCUCGUCGUGUGACUACGUCCCGCCACACUCGCUGUUCAUUCCGCCGCUGCGGACGUCUGUGCUCGAGGCGAAGCGGAGCUUCCGCGAGAAAAUUCGCCGCAGCGCGCGCGGCGAGCCGCUGAACGCCUCGCUCUCUUCGGGACUAGGCAACUACGCGGAUUUCGACGACGAAGAAGAUGGAUCCCAGUCUGUCCGGAAGGAUCGCGACCAUCUCGACUCGCUCUUUGACCUUCCCUUCGCCUCCUCGCCCACGCGCCAGCGCCUGCAGGACACGGUCAACCGCUACGCUCUCUUCAAGCUCUUCGACGACGAAGCGCUGAGUUUUUCGCGAGUGAGCGACCUCGACAGCCGCUACGAGGCGGGUGCUGCCUCCUCGGCGCUGUCGCGCGACGUGGACUGCGCGGAGAGCGAAACCAGAUCCCUCGGAACCCCCCCUCCAGGCAAGUUCAAGCGGCGCGAGGUGUCGCGGGCGCUCCUGGAACAGCUGGGCGCUGCUACGCCCGCCGCAGUCCUCGACAGCGCCUGCGAGAGAACUGGCGCGCAGGGCCCUUUCGCCUGUGCGCCAGCGGCCUUGUGGGAUCCAGCGGCAGGGCGUGGAGAGCUGCGAGCCGAGGAAAAUGCUGAGGCGCCAGAGAGAGAGUCGCGAGCGGAGGAGGAAGGAAACGCGACGGCGAGGAGACAAGCGUUGUUUUCACCUGGAUCGGCGUCGCGCGCAAGCUCCGGAGCGAGCUCGCGCCGGUCCUCCGUCGUCGCCUCUGUGCGGAGGUCGCCGCGCAUGCGUGAAGAGACUCGGGAUGGGAGAAGCGAAAAAGAAAGGACACGCGGAGAGUGGACAAAACCCGAGGGUGUGCCUCACUUGCCGCUGGACGCGCUGCCGGUGCAGCUGGGGGAGAGACGCGGGCGAGCGCGGGACGACCGGAAGGCCUCGCGAGAUCCGAGAAGGAAGGAGGGAAGGAAGUUGAGAGACAGAUAUCGAGGCGCGAGGAAGACUCCCGAGGAGAAGGAAGCAAGAGGCAAACGACAGGAGAGAAGUCGCGAAAAAUCGAAAAGGAAGAAGGAGCCACGGAAGCGAAGCGACGAGGCAGAGUCGGCGGCCGCCUGCAGUUGGCGAGAGAGGAAGAACGCAGACAAUCUUCGAGCGUCGCGCCGUGCGGCGUGGUCCCCUGACUCCGCCUCCUCUGCGUCCCUCUCAACCGCCUCCUCGCAGCUUUCCUCUUUCUGUUCCUCCUCUCCGUCGCCUGUGCUGUCGUCGUCAGCCUCUUCCCUUGUCUCGUCUCCUUCGUCGUCUUCUGCUCCAACAUCGCGUGAGACGGGCCGUCGCCGGUCUCCGCCGCGCGAGAAGAGGAGGGCGAGUCCACAGGCGCGUUCGUCGUCUGCACGACUCUCUUCUUUCUCCUCUCGGUCCUGUUCGCCUCUCUCUCCGAAUCCACAGCGUACAAGUGGGUAUCGCUCUCAGAAGCGCGGCGCGACUCGGUCGCGCCGCCUGCGGCAUGCGGCGAAGAAAGAGGCCUGCGAGGCGGUGAAGCUGGCGGAGGAAAAGCGCUGCGACAUGAGUCGGGGCUCGCAUUCAGCGGCGCGGAGGAAGGCUCGUCGCUGGCGUGAGGAGGAGGACAACUUGAGCUUCGCAGUGCGCCGCCUUCUGGCGCAGGUCGGGAGAGAGAAGGCGAAGGAUCCCAGGGCCGCGAAUGCUGCUGGCGAACGCCCGCAGGCGUACUUGCAAGCCGCGCGCCAGGCGCUCCUGCGCCACCAGAGAGAUAUCGAGACACAGAGGGAAGAAGUCCGCUUCCUCACCGAACGAAGAAGACCGCGAGCAGGAAGGAUGUCGGACGGCGAGGACUCUGCCGCUGACGCACGACCGCCCUGCCUGCCUGCAGAGGCGCGAACGCGCUGGACUCGCCCGCAGAGCGUGCAGAGCGAGGCGAAGGAGGAGCCAGAGGAAACCGAGAGCUUAGCCGACCUGGGGGAGGCAAUCCGCUUCUUGACGGGGCAGGCCCGCAUGCGGGAAGGGCGAGAAGGCGGCACAGACUCGGACGACGGCGAGGCGGAUAGAGACCUGAACCGCUCAGGCGGAGAGGCGCCACGCGCAGGGCGACCGGAGGCAGCUCGAGAGGCUCGACGCCGGGGCGAUUUGGUCCGUUAUGCGCAUGAGAGAGGCUUCGCUGCCGCGCAUGCGCAGAGGGAGAAGAAACGCGCUAGCCACGCCACGCUGACGGUGGGGGCACGGGCCUCGCACAGCAGCACAGCGGCGAGGGACGCGAAAGACCUCGUGGACACUGCGCGGACUUUUGACGGAGAACGGCAUUUUGCCGGAAGCCUCAUCGCGGAGAGAAGACGCACUUCGUCUCGCCUGGCCUUUGGGGACGAAGACACAAGCAGUGAAGAAGGCGCUCGAGAGCGAAGGAGAAGAGAGCCGCAGAGGCCGGCGCGGGACGCACUCGUGUCCACGGAGCCUUUCGCGCCUGCGUCAAGUUCCAGCGAAGGCGAAGAGGACAUUCCCUCCGCGUUCAAUGUCCUUUGGAGAGAUGGGAGGCACAGCGGCCGAAGCAGCUGUCGAGACACCAAAAUCUCAGGCUCUCAAAUGCGCUACAAACUGAGAAUGCCUGCCUAA
This is a messenger RNA of Besnoitia besnoiti, 6852 nucleotides long. RefSeq lists its product as uncharacterized. NCBI's taxonomy places the organism in Eukaryota, Apicomplexa, Conoidasida, Eucoccidiorida, Sarcocystidae. The transcript has 4 exons. Bases 1 to 6852 code for a protein of 2283 amino acids. The record is from RefSeq and is a predicted model, not a curated record.